AUGACUGAACACAAUGUUCUUGUGAUUGGUAGCGGUGGCCGGGAGCACGCUUUGUGUUGGAAGCUAGCAGAUUCUCCUUUUGUGAGGCGCAUAUAUUGCGCACCUGGCAGUGUUGGGAUCUCUACUACCAACAAAGUUGAAAGUGUUGAAAUAAACAUUAAAGACUAUCCAGGUGUUGCAAAAUGGUGCAAAGAACAAGACAUCAGUCUCGUUGUGGUAGGACCAGAAGAUCCCCUCGCCGACGGCAUCGUGGACGCGCUGACAUCACACGGUGUCCGCUGCUUCGGCCCUACCAAGGCUGGUGCGCAAAUCGAAGCCAAUAAAGACUACGCGAAAAACUUCAUGAACAAACACCAGAUACCAACGGCCAGACAUAAAUCCUUCACUGAUGCAGAGGCCGCCAAGGAGUACAUUAACACGGCGCCGUUUCCUGCCUUAGUGGUGAAAGCUUCAGGCCUGGCCGCCGGCAAGGGCGUAGUGGUGGCCGCCUCGAAGGAGGAAGCUUGUGAGGCCGUCGACGAAAUGCUCACAGACUCCAAAUUCGGUGCCGCAGGACAAGUCGUCGUCAUCGAAGAGCUGUUGGACGGCGAGGAAGUAUCGGUGUUAGCCUUCACGGAUGGGGAGACGGUGUCAAUAAUGCCACCGGCACAAGAUCACAAGCGCGUAGGGGACGGAGAUAUAGGCCCCAACACUGGUGGUAUGGGAGCCUACUGCCCGUGUCCACUCAUCACUCCCGACCAACUCGCCGACGUCAAGGACCAAGUACUCAAGCGGGCUGUUGAUGGAAUGAAGGCCGAGGGCAUCAAAUACGUGGGUGUCUUGUAUGCCGGUCUGAUGAUCACUAAGGCGGGCCCAAUGACGUUGGAGUUCAACUGCCGCUUCGGCGACCCCGAGACGCAAGUACUGAUGACCCUUCUGGAAUCCGAUCUCUACACUGUGAUGAACGCAUGCGUCGACGGCACACUGAACAAACUCCAAGUGGCGUGGAAUACCAAGCUGUCUGCUGUAGGCGUGGUGAUCGCUUCCAAAGGAUACCCGGAAACUUCCACCAAAGGCUGUGUUAUUAGCGGAUUAUCGCAAGUCCAAGCCACGCCAGGGCUGGUAGUAUUCCACAGUGGGGUAGCUCGGGGGGCCAACGGUUCCCUAGUAUCUUGGGGCGGGCGGGUAUUGUUAAUCUGCGCACGCGCCGCUUCGCUUCGAGCCGCCGCCGCCGCCGCUACUGCGGCCGCUGCCUUAGUAGACUUCCCUGGCGCUCAUUACAGGAAGGAUAUAGCUCACCGCGCCUUCUCCAAGCUCAACGGUCUAUCGUACCUGCAAAGCGGCGUAGACAUAGACGCGGCUGCAACGCUAGUUCGUCAGAUCGAGCCGCUGGCUACAGCGACCCACAGGCGCGGUGUACUGGGCCGUCUGGGCUGCUACAGCGGCCUGUUCCAGCUGUCUGCCAUGGAUCCUACGCUGAAGGAUCCGGUGCUAGUGCAAGGAACAGACGGAGUCGGCACUAAGCUUAAGCUCGCCGAAAUAAUGAACAAGUACGACACGAUCGGCCAGGACCUCGUAGCGAUGUGCGUAAACGACAUCCUGUGCGCGGGCGCCGAGCCGUUCGCGUUCCUCGACUACAUGGCUUGCGGACGACUUCAGGUUGAAGUGGCCGCCACCAUCGUGAAGGGCAUCGCGGAUGCUUGCAUACUGUCCGGCUGCGCUCUGAUGGGCGGUGAGACAGCGGAAAUGCCUUCCAUGUACGAAGUGGGCAAAUACGACUUGGCCGGUUUUGCCGUGGGUGUUGUGGACAAUUUGAAGCAGUUACCUCGUGUAAAAGAGAUCAGAGCCGGAGACGUGGUGAUGGCACUGCCAUCUACCGGCGUGCAUAGUAACGGAUACAGUCUGGUGCAGAAGAUCAUGGCUGAGACUGGGCAUAGAUACACCGAUAAGGCUGCGUUCAGCGCUUCGGGCCGUUGCUACGGCGAAGAGUUCCUAGAACCCACGGGCAUCUACGUGCGACAAGUACUGCCUGCCUUACGUCGCAGCCUAGUGAAGGGAUUGGCCCAUAUUACUGGUGGUGGAUUGCUGGACAACGUGCCCAGAAUCCUGCCGCCCGGGGUUCGAGUCCGGCUCGACGCUAACAAGUUCCAGAUAAAGCCGAUAUUCGGAUGGCUGCAGGCGAAAGGAAUGGUAUCAGACUUCGAAAUGCUCCGGACAUUCAACUGCGGCGUUGGCUUAGUGGUAAUCGCGGACCCAGAUUGCGUAAAGGAGUUGCUUGAAUGCAUCGAAGAUUUACGCGUCAUUGGCACAGUGGAGAACAUCGGCACAGAAGGCGGCCACCAAGUGAUAGUGGAAAACUUCAGGGAAGCCAUGGGUCCGUUGAGCUCUCCAUACACAACGGUCGGGCAGAAGGCGGCGCAGAAGUCCCUCUCAUACAAGGACAGCGGCGUUGAUAUCGAGGCCGGAGACUCCCUCGUGUCUCUCAUCAAGCCGUUAGCCAGGUCAACAUCUCGAUCAGGAGUGCUUGGCGGUCUCGGAGGUUUCGGAGGAUGCUUUCAGCUUAAAGCAAUCGAACAGGAUUACAAGGAUCCAGUUCUAGUCUUGGCAGCGGAUGGAGUGGGCACCAAACUGCAGAUAGCCCAGAAGAUCAACCAUCAUUCCACCAUUGGAGUAGACUUGGUAGCAAUGUGUAUCAACGAUAUCCUUUGCAAUGGUGCUGCCCCUCUAACUUUCCUUGAUUACUUCGCCUGUGGAUCUUUGGAUGUCACCGUCGCGAGGAAUGUGGUUGCAGGCGUGGCUGAAGGAUGCAAACUGGCAACUGCCGCCCUUAUAGGUGGUGAAACUGCAGAAAUGCCUGGUAUGUACGAGCCAGGCACGUACGAUAUCGCCGGGUUCGCGCUCGGCGUCGUCGAGAGAACUAACGUGCUGCCCAGGAUUAAUGACAUCACUGUGGGCGAUAUAAUUAUUGGACUGCCUUCGAACGGUGUGCACAGCAACGGUUUCAGUUUGAUUCACAAGCUGAUGAAGAAGCUUGGUCUCCACCUCCUGGAUAAGGCGCCAUUCAGCAAGGAAGGACUCACUUUGGGAGAGGAGCUGAUAAAACCGACCCGCAUCUACGUCCGCGCCGUCUUACCCGCCAUCCAAUGCGGGCGAGUAAAGGGCAUCGCUCACAUCACGGGGGGAGGGCUCGUGGACAAUAUCCCCCGAGUCAUCCCCCCCUCCGUGCGCGCCAGGCUCGACGCACACUGCUGGAACAUACAUCCGGUAUUCGGUUGGAUCGCGGACGCGGGCUCCGUCUCGGACGACGACAUGCUGCGCACAUUCAACUGCGGCCUCGGCAUGGUGCUCAUCGUGUCACCCGAAGAUCAGGCGGAGGUUAUGAACAUCACUCGGUCGUGGGGCGCUAUGGUAGUGGGCAGCAUACAAGCGCGGCCGCCCGGCGGCGCUCGCGUCGUCGUCGACAACUUCCCCUCCGCGCUCGACUUCACGCGACGCAUGCCGCUGCUGCCCAGGAAGAAGGUGGCAGUUUUGGUAUCGGGCAACGGCAGCAACUUCCAAGCCCUGUUGGACACGUGCAAUGACCCAUCGCAGUGCAUGUGCGCAGAAGUGGCGCUGUGUGUCAGCAACAAGAAGGACGCGUUCGCACUCGCUAGGGCCGAACAAGCUAAGAUACCCACUGUGGUAUUCAACCACAAGGAGUAUGAGAGCCGCGAAGAGUUCGACCGAGCGGUUUCUGCAGCACUCGAAUCGCAUAAAAUAGACCUAGUCUGCCUCGCCGGAUACAUGAGGAUCCUCUCUGCGGAGUUUGUGAAGAAAUGGAAGGGUCGCCUCAUCAACAUCCACCCGUCGCUGUUGCCUCGACACCCGGGACUCAACGCGCAGAAACAAUGUCUCCAAUCAGGCGAUCGGGAAUCGGGCUGCACCGUGCAUUUCGUUGAUGAGGGCGUCGACACCGGCCCGAUCAUCACUCAAGAACGGGUCCCUGUAUUGAAGGACGACAACGUAGAAUCUCUCACUAAACGCAUCCAUCAGGCCGAACAUCGGGCUUACCCGCGAGCUUUGAGAAUGUUGGCCGCUGGCCGGGUGAGACUGGCGCCCAACGGACAUGUUGUAUGGCAAUCCUAG
Molecule: messenger RNA, 4104 nt
Organism: Chilo suppressalis (striped riceborer)
Lineage: Eukaryota; Metazoa; Arthropoda; Insecta; Lepidoptera; Crambidae
Source: the annotation of a GenBank genome assembly